This is a messenger RNA of Talaromyces stipitatus ATCC 10500, 1526 nucleotides long. RefSeq names its product MFS sugar transporter, putative. NCBI's taxonomy places the organism in Eukaryota, Fungi, Ascomycota, Eurotiomycetes, Eurotiales, Trichocomaceae. Gene Ontology annotation, biological process: transmembrane transport; carbohydrate transport. The transcript is spliced from 4 exons. Gene Ontology annotation, molecular function: carbohydrate:proton symporter activity. Gene Ontology annotation, cellular component: membrane. The record is from RefSeq and is a predicted model, not a curated record. Bases 1 to 1485 code for a protein of 494 amino acids.
AUGAUCUCGCGUCGCCUUCCGCCAAAGUAUGUCCUUGCGAGCAUACUGUGCUCCUUUGGCGGGGUUCUCUUUGGAAUGGACACCGGUGUCAUUGGCCCCGUAACAAUCAUGCACAGCUACAUUGCAAGUUUCGGUUUCGUAUCAUCUACCGUUCAUGGUCUAAUUGUCUCUUCUAUCCUCAUCCCGGCCGCCAUCUCGUCAUUCUUUGCGGGAAAAGUUGCAGAUAUCCUUGGUCGACCCAAGGGCAUCAGUUUAGGAGCCUUUAUAUUCGGACUUGGAGCUGCUCUUGAGGCUGGUGCUGCUCAUCUUUCCAUGUUUAUUGUUGGAAGGUGUAUUGAGGGCAUUGGCGAGGGAUUGUAUCUGGGUACAUUGGUUGUGUAUAUAUGUGAAAUAUCACCACCUAGCAAAAGAGGACCACUUACAUCCACUCCCCAACUACUAAUCACCCUCGGUCUUUGCGUGGGCUUCUUCGUGUGCUAUGGUUCUGCUACUGUCAACUCAUCCCUGUCAUGGAGACUACCAUUUGCCAUUCUAUCUGCUUUGGCAUUAUCAUUUUCUUUAGCUUCGUUAUGGCUUCCACCCUCUCCACGUUGGCUUUCGCUUCGAGGUCGUACGGCAGAAGCUAUCGCCACCUGGGACAUUUUGGGGGUCAGUCACGCAGAACGUGAAAAGAUUGAGAUCGCAGAAGGAAUUCUUGAAAUUGCGAAUCCGGAAGAAGCGUCACACCCUCAGACUUCGCAGGGUACCAAUCUGGAAGAAAGAAGGAAGAAUAGUAUCUGGGAAUUGUUCUCUCACGAUGUACGUGCUCGCACAUUGCUUGCAGCCUUUAUGAUGGGAAUGCAGCAACUCAGUGGUAUUGAUGGUGUUCUUUACUACGCACCCCUCCUCUUCCAACAAGCCGGCCUCACAUCCUCCGAAGCCUCCCUACUAGCCUCCGGAGUCUCCGCCGUGGCCAUCUUCAGCGUCACCAUCCCCGCUCUGAUCUGGGCCGAUGGCUGGGGACGCCGCCACAGCACGAUCUACGGCGGCAUCGGUCUCGGUAUCAUCAUGUUUCUGAUUGGCAGUCUAUACGCCAGCAACACCGUACACGGCACUUACGGCGCCGGAAGAUGGUUAGUAAUCGUCUCAAUCUACCUCUUCGCAAUGCUCUACUCCCUCUCCUGGGGCGUAGGCAUAAAAAUCUACGCCGCCGAAAUCCAACCCCAACGCACACGUGCCGCGGCCACCAGUUUGGCGCACGGAAGUAACUGGAUCGCGAAUUUUUUGGUUGCAUUGACUACGCCGAUGUUGUUGGCAAGUAGUACUUUUGGGGCUUAUUUCUUGUUUGGUGGAUGCUCAGUUUUGACCGCGGUGGUUUGUGCGGUUUUUAUGCCGGAGACGAGGGGACGGUCGUUGGAGGAGAUUGAGGAGGCGUUUAAGAGGACAUCUGCGUCGAAACGGUUGGCGAGAGCUGUGCAGAAGUUUUCUGGACGGGCUGAGGUCUGAAACUGCACUCUUGUAGAAAUCAACGGAUAAAGCUACUACUG